AUGUCUACCACUACUUCCACCACCUCGUCCGUGAGCGCAACCAGCACUGCCUGCGGUGGCAGUGUUUGGGAAAUCCCUACAACAGAUGCAGCCUGUGCGGCUGUUAUUAGUGGGAACAUUACCGAUGUGAUGGAUGAUUGCUGCAAGGACGCGAAGGUUUCCAAGUACGACAACGACUGCGGCAUCUACUGUCUUGCCCAGGGCCAGGAUGUCAACAAGCUCCAGUCCUGCCUCACCAGCAAGAGCGGCAACUACCACGACGUCUUCUGCAACGCCGCUCUCAAUGCGACCGCCACUGCCACGGCCACCGGCUCCAAGUCCACUUCCUCAGGCACCGGUACUAGCACACAAUCGUCUACUACCUCGACUUCCACAAACGCCGCUAUUGCGAACCAGCCGGUCUCCAAGUCUGGUGUUGGAUUGAUUGCACUCCUUUUUGGAUCUGCUUUGAUGGCUGUUAUUUCUUAA
Molecule: messenger RNA, 468 nt
Organism: Penicillium crustosum
Lineage: Eukaryota; Fungi; Ascomycota; Eurotiomycetes; Eurotiales; Aspergillaceae
Exons: 1
Coding region: 1-468 (155 amino acids)
Source: RefSeq, a predicted model, not a curated record